This is a messenger RNA of Nicotiana attenuata, 507 nucleotides long. Its product is annotated as katanin p60 ATPase-containing subunit A1-like. Gene Ontology annotation, cellular component: microtubule cytoskeleton. The record is from RefSeq and is a predicted model, not a curated record. Gene Ontology annotation, molecular function: ATP hydrolysis activity; ATP binding. NCBI's taxonomy places the organism in Eukaryota, Viridiplantae, Streptophyta, Magnoliopsida, Solanales, Solanaceae. Gene Ontology annotation, biological process: microtubule severing. The coding region runs from base 1 to 507 and encodes 168 amino acids. The transcript is spliced from 3 exons.
AUGACGACAAAUUGGGACUUUAAGAUCUUUUAUAAUACUCUCAAUGUCCCUUUUUACAAGUAUCAGAAUGCUGUAGAAGGCGUAAAGUCAAAAGCAGAGUAUACAGGGCCUGAUCCUAAAUUGGCUGCUAGUCUUGAAAAGGAAAUAUUGGAUACUAAUCCAGGGGUGAGAUGGGAUGAUGUUGCAGGACUCAAUGAAUCAAAGAGGCUUUUGCAGGAAGCAGUGGUACUCCCACUGUGGAUGCCUCAAUAUUUCCAGGGAAUCAGGAGACCUCGGAGAGGAGUUCUUAUGUUUGGUCCUCCUGGCACAGGGAAAACACUCUUGGCCAAAGCUGUUGCUACGGAGUGUGGGACAACAUUUCAGAAUGUUUCUUGUUCUUCGUUGUGCGCAAAAUGGUACGGGGAGAGUGAACGGUUGGUACGGUGCUUAUUUGAUCUUGCCCGUGCUCAUGCUCCUAGUACAAUUUUCAUUGAUGAGAUUGAUUCUCUUUGCAGUGCCAGAGGGUAA